AUGCUGGAAUUCAAUCAGAGCCACGGCGGCGGCGGCGGCGGCGGCUUUGACUCUCCGGGUCCAUCUUUGGUGGAAACGGUCCAGGUUGUAAUCAGAUCUGCCAAAUGGAAUUAUAACCCGGAAAAUUCCUCCGCUCCAUCACAGCUUCAUCCAGGAGGGGGGUGGGGACUUCAAUAUUUGAUCACCUUUAACGUGACCUUCCUGCUCCCAUCACAGGUCACAGAGCCGCCCCGGUUUUAUGGACCUCUCUGCUGGUGUGGAUCUGCUCUCCGCUCAGAAUCUUCUCCUCGGGUCUCUCAGUAAAUUCAGCCUGACGGGUUCGAUGUCAGAGGGAACGUUUACAGAACCAAACCUUCGUGAUGGACCGGCAGAGUCCAGCAGGGUGGAGGUUUGAGGUCCGCUUACAGGUCUGAUUGAUUCUGUGUUGUUUUGGAUCAUACUGAGAACUGAACCAGCUCUUCUUCAGACCCGGUCUGGAUCAUGGACUGUGUCAGCUGUUUGUUGGAUCCUCUCAGCUGGAACAGAACCUCAGCGUUAACAUGAUUGAUCCGACUCCCCACAGAACCAUCAGAUCGGGUUUCUGAUCCAGAGGAACCUCUCGGUGAUGUUUUCUGCAGAUCCUCAAACCUUCACAGUCAGAAUCUGGACUCGGGUCCAGAGUCAGGAAACGUCCCCCUAAAUACGAUUUACUGACCCAAACAGGAGACACCCCUGACCCCCUUUUAAGGUCCUCAGAUCUGAGAAACCGGACCCCCCUUUAGGUGGGCUGGAGUCCUGGAGUCCACGUGGUUCAGUCCGGCUCUGUGGUCCCGUCUGUUUUUCUUUCCACCCUCUGAUAGAGACUGUUUUUCUGAGCCCGUCUCUUUCAUGUCCUGCUGCUCCAAUCAGAACUCCUUCCUGUGGUUCUGGUUAUCAGUCCGGGUCCGAAUGUUUCCCUCAGAUCAGACAGAGCCGGGUCAUCUGGAAGGCCUCAGGUCGGCCUUAUCUCCGCUCCACAAACGGUCCCAUUAAAGGACCGAGACAAAGACUUCGUCUGAGGGUCUGGACCUGGUCUCAGGACUAUCCGGGGGUCUGGUGCUCGGAUCAGGACCUCGGCGUUACCAAUAAGUUUAAGAGGCUGUUCCUGACCUGCUCAGCAGAUCUACGUCAGGUGGAGCAGAUGGUGUUAGAAACAAACAUCUAGUUUGGUGUCUGCGGUCCUUAAAGACCUGGUCCUGGUCCUUAAAGACCUGGUCCUGGUCCUUAAAGACCUGGUCCUGGUCCAUCAAACAUGGUUUUUAGGAGUGACUCUCUCACCAAAUCCUCGCACACUCGGAGAAACCCGGACGUCCCAGUCUGCAGUCUGAUCUGGGACCAGGCCCGGACUGGCGAUAAGGAGAGGCGGGACUUGAAAAGUUGUUCUGCUGUUUCCAGGCAGACCGGUCAGGGACCGCGGCGCUGCCCUCAGAGUACACGCCCCCCUCCGUCCGAUCAGAGGGGUUGGGCUUCGUCAAAAUGUCGUGAUUGGUCAGUUGCUUUAUGGCCUGCCCCUUUUCAGCGUAAACAAGAAAUCAAAGACAGAGCGCCGAGCCGGGAUGAUACGAGAGCGAGGCGAGAGAGCGAGGGGCGAGAGAGGGGGGCGAGCGAGCGAGGCGAGAGAGGGGGGCGAGAGAGAGUCUGGCCUAAAACCUCCACGGGUGUCAGGUGGGCUGCAGGACGCCCUAAAACGUUUGAGACCCCUCCUCAGGUAAGAUCAGCUGUUGACCCACAGUUUCAGUUUGACGGUGAGUGUCAGUGUCAGCGCGUCCGUAGCUCCGAUCAUCAGACAAAAUAAAACAUUUAUUUAAUUAUGAAGGAGGAAACAUCGGUGAGGGCCGAGAGGAGGGUCCAGAGUCCUGGACUGAGUGGCGCCGUGGUCACGGUCGUGUUUCUUCACUGUCAGGUUCACAGAGUCGUUGUAGUCUCUGAAACAUCGCCCCACAGAACUCCACCCUCACGGUGGAGGAGGUGGCCUGGCUGACUGGGACUCUCCCGGUCCCAGUCCGGUCCUGAUCAGGUGGUCCCGGAUUAUCGAGGAGGUGUCCACAGAGCGAGUGUGUCGGUCCGUGAAAGAGUCUGAGUGUCUCGGUCCGUCUUCAGUCCUCCGCUGA
Messenger RNA from Xyrichtys novacula (pearly razorfish), 2129 nucleotides. NCBI's taxonomy places the organism in Eukaryota, Metazoa, Chordata, Actinopteri, Labriformes, Labridae. The record is from the annotation of a GenBank genome assembly.